AUGACCGUGCUCAAGUUGUCCCUCAUGGCCUUCAGCUUCAUAUUCUGGGCAGCGGGGCUGACUAUGCUCAUCAUCGGCCUCUGGGCCAAGGUGGCUUUGGGGAACUAUCUGGAGCUGUCGGCAAAUGACUACCCCAGCGCCCCUGCCGUCCUCUUGACUACCGGUGCCGCUGUCAUCAUCUGGGGCUUCCUGGGCUGCUUCGGCGCCGCCACAGAGCACCGGGGUCUCCUGCGCACCUACAGCGCCUUCCUGACGGCGGUGCUGGCGGCCGGGCUGACAGCGGGGCUCUCGGCGCUCCUCUACCGCCAGCACGUUGCGCAGGGUUUCGAGGCGGGACUGCGCCAGGCCCUACUCGCUUACGGGGAGGACGAAGGAUUGGCGGACUCCUUGGACGCCUUGCAGCGUGGUUUGUCCUGUUGCGGCGUUGAGAGCUACCGCGACUGGCUCACGUCGCCGUGGGUGCUGGCGCAAAACGGCUCGGUGCCCCUCAGCUGCUGCCGGGCCCGCCGGGGUUGCCAGCACAGCCCGCCUAACACACAAGGGCUGCACCGCGACGGUUGCUUCAGCAAAGUGUCGGCCUUCAUCAGCAGCAACAUGUUUUAUGUUGGCACGGCUGCUCUGGGGUUGGCACUGCUGCAGCUCAUCGGCAUUGUGCUGGCGUGCCUGCUGGCUAACCGCAUCCCUGCCCACCUACUCGACAUCACCACCCCUUGUUGAGAUCUUCUUUGCCCUGCCCCUUUGUCCCCUUCAUCUCCUUUCUUUCCCCCUGAUCUGGGAAAAUCCUUUCUUCAUAUUCCCCACUUCCACCUGAGCUUCCACCCCCAGGCUCCAUUCCUCCUCUGAAGCCUGUGUCAGGUGUCCCAAAGCCACAACUCCACAGUCGCUCAGAGCUGGAAAGGUGCCACCUAGACUGGCUGUGCCAUUUGCAGAGCAGCAGCCUCCAGACUGCAUCUAUAGAGAGUGAUGGCAACAUGGACAGACAUUGCCCUCUGGGGCAGUCAGGACAGCUGGAUCGAGGCUGCCCAAAUUCUUGGGUGAUGUAAACAUCCCAAGAUGCUUAAAUGGGGACCAGGAAAGAGGAGAGGGUCAGGGAGAGCAAGACAUUUGUCUCAGCAUUGUACUGGAGGAGUG
Pogoniulus pusillus (Red-fronted tinkerbird) is the source of this 1131-nucleotide messenger RNA. RefSeq names its product tetraspanin-7-like. The record is from RefSeq and is a predicted model, not a curated record. The transcript has a single exon. Gene Ontology annotation, cellular component: plasma membrane. Bases 1 to 717 code for a protein of 238 amino acids. NCBI's taxonomy places the organism in Eukaryota, Metazoa, Chordata, Aves, Piciformes, Lybiidae.